Molecule: messenger RNA, 2605 nt
Organism: Carassius gibelio (silver crucian carp)
Lineage: Eukaryota; Metazoa; Chordata; Actinopteri; Cypriniformes; Cyprinidae
Gene: caps2
Product: calcyphosine 2
Exons: 16
Coding region: 70-1644 (524 amino acids)
Source: RefSeq, a predicted model, not a curated record
GUGAAACCUGUUAAUUUAAACAACCAUUUGCACAACUGUUUACAUAAAUAGAGCACAGAACCACUUAUAAUGAAAGCAAACGUCAAAUCUUCACCUUUACAAAAAAGUGUGCAGCAGACAACGAUAACUGGAGCAGACCGCGGGCCGAGGCCAGAAGGAGUUCCAGCGUUAAAGUUAGAGACCCUACAAGACACGGAGGAGGAGCAUUUCCCCAUAAUUCCGAAGGAUGCUGCUGGAAAGACUGUCUUAGGAGAUCUGACAGGGCUCUCCAUGAGCUGGGGCUCUCCAGCCUCCACACAAUCAAAGCAGUGUUUUGUGAGCGAGAUGAAAGACUCUGCUGUGGAUAAUGGAGAAUCACUACAGCUGAGCUACAGAGUCCAGACACAGAGAAGUCCUCUGUCCAGUCACAAACCUAACCUAGAUUCAUCCCACUUAACCUGUAAAAUCACAGCACAACACAACUACAGCCAGACCAACACUGUACGACCAAACAACAAGAUGAGGGAUGCGGAGGAGCUUACGGAGGACAGGAAACUGCAAGCAGUAAUUGAGCAGGUUAUGGUGGAUCAGCUGUCGAGGGCUGUCAUUAGCGAUCCGGAACAGAAUGCUGUGUCUGUCAGUCCCACGAGUGUCCCACUACGCUACAGGAGAACUCUUCACCACACUAAAGUAAAAACUCAGAUGUCUUUAACAGAGAACAUCUUAUCCAACAAGCUCUGCUUUCAAGCCAGGAUUUUAUCAAGGUGUGGACGUGAAGCAAGUCGAAAACUGAUUGGCUUCUUUUUCACAUGUGACCAAACACUGACCGUGUACGAGUACCGAAAUUUUGGUAAAAACAGAUGGAACGCACUGCCCUUUAUCACGCGUGGUGUGUAUUUGAACAGAGGGAGGCCUUACUGCCUGCAGGACAUCUCACAGGGUGCCGAGCUUCGUUUCUGUACAGACGGCCCACACCUCCCCCAAAGUCUGAGACAGCAGCCGUGCCUGACCCUCAGAGUUACUGAUGUGGAUGACACAGCCAAGAGAGCCUUGCUAACUCAGUCUGGGGAAACUCUACAUCAUCUCUCUGAAGAGGAAAUCAGUGAUCGAAAUACUCUUAAGGAAAUUCAAGGUGCAGUGCGUGAUAGGCUGAAGGGUCAUGCGGUCCGAACACUGAUCAAUCUAGGAAGAGAUCUGCAGACCUUACAUCAAAAGUCUGAUAGUAUUCAGCAAAAAGAGCUGCUCAGACGAUCUCUGAUGGAGCAGCUGUGCCUCACUCAGCAGGACUUCGAGGCGGUGUGGAGGAUUGUGAGUCGGCGUGCGGAGGGGCGGGUGCACCCCGAUGAUGUGAUGCGUGCCGUUACCGGGGAGAUGAGCGAGAACAGAAAAGCCAUCUUCCUGAAGGUUUAUGUAAAACUUGACCCAAAUAAAACCGGUUUCAUCUUCCUCAGUGAUGCUGAAAAAUUCUAUAGAGGCAAACAAGAGUCUGACGCAGCACUCGAAGCCAAUCUGAACCCUGACUUCCUGGCCUUCGUACGGGAAGCAGGAAAGGUCACCAAGACCGUGUCCUACGCUGAUUUUGAGGACUAUUAUGAGGGUCUGAGUAUUGAAAUCCCCGAUGAUGAAGAAUACAUCAACAAUCUGAGAGCUAUGUGGAGUAUCUGAGAACAUCUGCCUUGUUUUUGGAAGGACACUGUCUGAAUAUGAGUGAAAUACUGAGCUAAUAUGUUUGUUAAUACUGUCUAUCACUAUAUAUUACUCUUCAUAUUAUAUUAUUCAUAGUAUGCAGUGUUCGUAUAGCACAGUGUAGAGUCCAAUAAAAAAAUUCAGGGUCAGUAAUAUUAAUACUUUUAUUUAACAAGGAUGCAUUCAAUAGAUCAAAAGUGUCAGGAAAGACAUUUAUGAUGUUACAGAAUAAAUGCUGUUCUUUUGAACUUUCUAUUGAUCCUGAUCAAAUGUAUCAUAGUUUUCACAAAAAUAGUAAGCAGCACAACUAUUUUCAAAUUUUAUAAUAAUUGUUUCCUGAGCAGCAAAUCAGCAUAUUAGAAUGAUUUCUGAAGGAUCAUGUGACACUGAAGACUGGAGUAAUGAUGCUGAAAAUGUAGCUUUGCAUCGCAUAAAUAAAUUACAUUUUAAAUGAAUUGAAAAAAGAAAAUUGUUAAUUGAAAUUGUUUUAAUAUUUCACCAUAUUACUGUUUUUACUGUAUUUUUGAUCAAAUAAAUGCAGCCUUGACUGGCACAUGCUAACCAGUUUUAAUUCAUAAAUAAAUGUUUAAAAAUGUUGAAUGACUGUAAACUUGCAUAACAAUUUGUAUUGAUUUUAUUUAUCUAUCAUAAGAUCUGUACAUAUACAAACCUUAAUAUGAAAGGCUAUGUAAAAAAGAAAAUUCACAGAUGAAUCAUGUGUCCAAUAUGGACAUAUAUGCAUGCAUGGCAUCAAAAGGCAUGUGUCUAUUUGUGGAAAGGCUUCCUCUGUGUCAGUGGCCAUUAGACAGUCCGUUCCCAGAUCCAUUAGAGUAGGUGUGUGUGUAUUCUUCCUCAGAACCCUCCUCAUCCUCAUCUUCAUCACUGCGCUCAUCGCCCUUCAGCUUAAGAGAAUAAAAGACAAUUUAUCUUGUGCAUUUAA